Sphaeramia orbicularis (orbiculate cardinalfish) is the source of this 2374-nucleotide messenger RNA. Its product is annotated as germ cell-specific gene 1-like protein. The coding region runs from base 1 to 1326 and encodes 441 amino acids. NCBI's taxonomy places the organism in Eukaryota, Metazoa, Chordata, Actinopteri, Kurtiformes, Apogonidae. Gene Ontology annotation, cellular component: plasma membrane. The record is from RefSeq and is a predicted model, not a curated record. The transcript has 8 exons.
AUGCUGGAGACGAUGUCCAGACGUAACCGCUCCCUCCUGUCCCUGUCCCUCACCUCAUUGGCCCUGACGCUGUCGGUGUCCGCCUUCUGCACGUCCUAUUGGUGCGAAGGUACGCACAAGGUGGUGAAGCCACUGUGUCUGUCACCUGUGAAGAUGAAGAACUGUGGCAUGAACAACAGCCAGCCCUACACCACAGAGGCCCCCACCCCAGACCCAAAGAGCCCCCCCUCCAACAUGACGCUGUCCCCCCUGCAGAGGGAGGAGCUGGCCCGGAUCAGGAGGAAGCAGAUGGCCAACGCCGUGCACUACAUCUGGGAGACAGGCGAGGACAAAUACAUGCUGCGAUACUUCCACACCGGCUUCUGGCUGUCCUGUGAGAAACACAACGAAGGUGACGACCAGGAAGAAAAGUGUCGCAGCUUCAUCGAGUUGACUCCAGGAGAAACCCAAGGUGUCCUCUGGUUGUCGGUCAUCAGUGAGUUCAUGUACAUCGGUCUGUUGUCCAUGGGUUUCCUGUUGAUGUGUGUGGAGUUCAUCUGUUUGUGCGCAAAGAGAGAAAUGAACGCCCUGAAGAUCAACGCCUUCGCCGCCAUGUGCACCGUCCUAUCAGGUAUGAUGGGCAUGGUGGCACACAUGAUGUACACCACAGUGUUCCAGAUGACUGUCAGCAUCGGCCCUAAAGACUGGAGGCCUCAGACCUGGGACUACGGAUGGUCCUUUGCAAUGGCAUGGCUGUCCUUCAGCUGCUGCAUGGCGGCCGCCGUGGCAACGCUCAAUUCCUACACCAAGACCGUCAUCGAGACGAGGCACCGGGCCAGAGUGAGGAUGGAGGAGGCGAGGGCCGCCGCCCGGGCCCCGUCCUAUGAGGAGGUGGUUCGAGCGGGAGGCGGAGCCGUAGGCGGAGGAGUUUACUCCGUCAGCCAGCUGAUUCAACUGGGCCAGCAGGGGGUACUCAUGGACCCUCUGUGGCCCAGAGGAGUGGGCCCGGCGGUGGGACCGCUGGCAUGUGGGGCCGGAGGAGCGCUGCUGGUGGGCGGAGGAGGGAUCGGAGUGGGUGGGAUGGGAGCGGUAGGGAUGGGAAUAGGAAUGGGAGGAGCAGGGGCAGGAGGAGGAAUGGGAGCUGGAGUUAUGGGGGUCGGAGCUGUAGGAGCCGGAGCGGUAGGAGUGGGAGGGAUGGGGGUGGGACCAAUGGGAGAACGGCUGGUGGACCCCCAUGGGGUGGUGGUGGUGGAGGGGUGUGGAGCAGAGGGUUGUGAAGACUGUGAACGGGAGAUGGACGAAAUGGAGUACGCCCUGCAGGACGACACCGAAGGGUCACUGUGCUAAAAGGUGGACUAGAGGACAGUGACAAAUGGAGGAACCAUCAGAGUCGACGCUUCAUGUUUCAGUGACUUCACUGAACUCUGAGACUGACUUUGGAUCCUUCCAAAGUCUUUAACAGUUUCUCGUGGCCAGAACAGACCCAGAGUUAAAACCCCUGAAGCACAGGACAGACCCGGAGUUAAAAUCCUAACUCUAACAAUCACAUCUUCAAUCUCACCAGCAGAUGUCAGUAGUUUCCCAGCAAUGAACAGAUUUGUACAAAGAGUUCAGAAUUAUGAUGAAACGACUGAAACAACUGUUACACAGCAGAUGGUACUGAUGUUAUGGAUGUUACUGCUGUGAUUGUGGUUAGCGUGUUACUUUGUUGGAAACUCUAAGUCUGAAUUUUUUCGGUCUCAUUUUUAUAAUUUUAUUGUUGACUUGAUCUGAUCACAAACAAAAUCGAACUCAGCUGAGGAUCCGCAGCCCAAGUGGGAAAUGGACCCUGAACAAUGCACCUCACUUUUAUAAUCCUUGUAAACUGAUCUUCAAACUCUGGGCUGAACCCCUAGGUGGCCGUGGUCACAGAACAUGGACUGGUGUCAUAUGACUCUGAAGUCAAGCAGAUGAAAUUCCUCAACUCAAUGUAAAAGCCCAUAAUGAGCAUAAUGUGUUUCCCUUUUAUCUGUUGUUGUUUCCGAUCGUCGGUGGGCGUGUGUAUUUAAAAGUGUGUCUAAGGUAAAGUCCUGUGAUCAUAAAUGUGUCAGUUUAGUUUGUGACUAAGAUGGGACCUAUCCUAAGAACUGGACCACUGACCUAAGAACUGGACCUCUGACCAGUGAAACAAAGAACAUCGAGUGACACAAAAGAAUCCUGACCAAUACUCACUAACGCGAUUAAACCCACGAAUUCAACCAUCCAAAUUCAAAUCAUAUUUCAUUGUUCAGUAAUUGUUCCUAAACUGUGGAAUAUCCUUCCUGACAUUGAUGUUUUGGUAUUUUAUUUAUUUUACUCCAUUUUGGUUUAUCUUGUGUAGAUUUUAUUAUCUGUUGUUUCUUUUUUUUAUUUCUAU